UGAGGACUACACAUCCCGGCGUGCAUCGCGGGGCCCCGCCCACUAGGGCUCGAGAACUACGGCUCCCGAGGUGCCCCGCGAUCCGAACUCGGGUCGGUCCUGUUGGCCGGGUCGGCUCUCGGGGCACCGCCUCUGGGGAGCCAUGGCCGCGGCCGUGCUGCUGAAGAGGCUGGGCUUCCCUCGCGCCGCGAGCCUGGGCGGGCUGCGGAGCCUCGCCGGGCGGCCCCCGCAUUUGGCCGAGGCGCCCGGGGCAGCGGACUCCGAGGAGCCCCGAGCCGGGCGGUGGGCGGCGACGGCACUGGGCGCGGGGGCAGCGGCGCUACUGCUGCUCUGGGGCUCCGGGGGCCGCGGGCGCCGGACGGGCUUGGGCUUGGCGUCUCCCACCGUCCUGGCCGCCGUCCCCACGCCCCCGCCGUCCUCCCCUCGGCGGCUUUACAAUUUCAUCGCGGACGUGGUGGAGAAGACGGCGCCCGCCGUGGUCUACAUCGAGAUCCUGGGCCGACACCCGUUCUCGGGCCGAGAGGUCCCCAUCUCCAAUGGCUCGGGCUUCAUCGUGGCCGCCGACGGCCUCAUCGUCACCAACGCGCACGUGGUGGCCGACCGGCGCCGGGUCCGGGUGCGGCUGCCCAGCGGGGAGACCUACGAGGCCACCGUGACGGCUGUGGACCCCGUGGCGGACAUCGCCACGCUCAGGAUCCCCAGCAAGGAGCCCCUCCCCACGCUGCCCCUGGGCCGCUCGGCUGAGGUUCGCCAGGGCGAGUUUGUGGUCGCCAUGGGAAGCCCCUUCGCCCUGCAGAACACCAUCACCUCCGGCAUCGUCAGUUCGGCCCAGCGCCGGGCCCGGGACCUGGGCCUGCCCCAGCCCAACGUGGAGUACAUCCAGACCGACGCCGCUAUUGACUUUGGAAACUCCGGGGGCCCUCUGGUGAACUUGGACGGAGAAGUGAUUGGGGUGAACACCAUGAAGGUCACGUCGGGCAUCUCGUUUGCCAUCCCCUCUGACCGCUUGCGCGAGUUUCUGCAGCGAGGGGAGAAAAAGAGUUCCUGGUUUGGGAGCGGCGAGUUGAAACGCCGAUAUAUUGGGGUGAUGAUGCUGACAUUAACACCCAGCAUCUUGGCUGAGCUGCAACUUCGCGAGCCAAGCUUUCCUGAUGUCCAGCAUGGUGUUCUCAUUCACAAAGUCAUCUUGGGCUCCCCUGCCCACAGGGCUGGUCUGCGGCCAGGGGAUAUCAUUCUGUCCAUUGGGAACCGGGCAGUGAAGUCAGCAGAAGAUGUCUAUGAGGCUGUUCGUUCACAGCCCAAGCUGGCCAUGCAGGUCCGAAGAGGGUUAGAUACACUGACCCUGUUUGUAACUCCAGAGGUCACGGAGUGACCAGGAUGGACAGAAGGGCCCCAAAACUUUACAGAAUCUUGCUUUACCCCCCCCCCCCC
Sarcophilus harrisii (Tasmanian devil) is the source of this 1431-nucleotide messenger RNA. It is a transcript of the gene HTRA2, whose product is annotated as HtrA serine peptidase 2. Lineage: Eukaryota; Metazoa; Chordata; Mammalia; Dasyuromorphia; Dasyuridae. The record is from RefSeq and is a predicted model, not a curated record. The transcript is spliced from 8 exons. Bases 143 to 1372 code for a protein of 409 amino acids. Gene Ontology annotation, molecular function: protein binding; serine-type endopeptidase activity. Gene Ontology annotation, cellular component: mitochondrion. Gene Ontology annotation, biological process: programmed cell death; proteolysis; positive regulation of apoptotic process.